AUGGCGACGGGUCCGGCUACUCAAUCGCUGAAGUGCGUGGUGACAGGUGACGGUGCAGUGGGCAAAACAUGUCUUCUAAUCUCGUAUACGACGAACGCUUUCCCCGGAGAGUACAUUCCGACCGUGUUGGUGCCCCUCCAUUUACUCGGGUUCCAAAACGAGUCAUCACUAAUCUCGAGUGGCAGCUUUGACAACUACACGGCCAGUGUGAUGGUGGAUGGCCGGCCCAUCAGCCUGGGACUGUGGGAUACCGCCGGACAAGAAGAUUACGACCGCCUCAGACCGCUAUCUUACCCGCAAACCGACGUCUUUUUGAUCUGUUUCUCCAUCGUCAGCCCGCCGUCCUUCGAUAACGUCAAAGCCAAGUGGUACCCGGAGAUCGAGCACCACGCUCCCAGCGUCCCUAUCAUUCUCGUCGGCACCAAGCUGGACCUGCGCGAUGAUCGCGCGACCACCGAGACCCUCCGCGCACGGAAGAUGGAACCCGUCUCGUACGAGCAGGCCCUGGCCGCGGCCAAGGAGAUCCGCGCCCACAAGUACCUCGAGUGCUCGGCUCUGACGCAGCGCAACCUGAAGAGCGUGUUUGACGAAGCCAUCCGGGCCGUCCUCAAUCCUCGUCCCGCUACGAAAUCUGGGAGAAGGGGAGUCAACAAAUGCAAGAUCUUGUAG
Messenger RNA from Penicillium alfredii, 669 nucleotides. It is a transcript of the gene racA, whose product is annotated as putative Rho GTPase Rac. The record is from RefSeq and is a predicted model, not a curated record. Bases 1 to 669 code for a protein of 222 amino acids. Gene Ontology annotation, biological process: small GTPase-mediated signal transduction; regulation of cell shape; actin filament organization. Gene Ontology annotation, cellular component: plasma membrane; cytoplasmic vesicle; cell cortex. Lineage: Eukaryota; Fungi; Ascomycota; Eurotiomycetes; Eurotiales; Aspergillaceae. Gene Ontology annotation, molecular function: protein kinase binding; GTPase activity; GTP binding. The transcript is spliced from 5 exons.